Molecule: messenger RNA, 2109 nt
Organism: Arthroderma uncinatum
Lineage: Eukaryota; Fungi; Ascomycota; Eurotiomycetes; Onygenales; Arthrodermataceae
Product: oligosaccharyl transferase stt3 subunit
Exons: 6
Coding region: 1-2109 (702 amino acids)
Biological process (GO): post-translational protein modification
Cellular component (GO): membrane
Molecular function (GO): dolichyl-diphosphooligosaccharide-protein glycotransferase activity
Source: RefSeq, a predicted model, not a curated record
AUGGCCAGCGGUGCAAUUGAACCGUUUUUGAAGGGCAGCACCGCCGAAAACACCCGUGGGUUGCUGCGCGUCGUCAUCCUACUGCUCAUCGCCGCGGCCGCCGUUGCCAUCGAUCCAUGGUUUAAUUUCCGAGCUACAAAAUACCUCGUGGAGAAUGGUUUCUAUAAGUUCUGGGAUUGGUUUGAUGAUCGAACAUGGCAUCCCCUCGGACGUGUCACUGGUGGCACGCUUUACCCUGGACUGAUGGUCACCAGUGGUGUCAUCUAUAAGCUCCUCCGACUUCUCUCUCUCCCCGUCGACAUUCGAAACGUAUGCGUUCUUCUUGCUCCCGCUUUCUCUGGCUUGACAUCUUUGGCCAUGUAUCUCCUCACCACCGAAAUGGCUCCUUCGCCAUCCGCUGGUCUUCUAGCCGCCGCAUUCAUGGGGAUUGCCCCAGGUUACAUCUCACGAUCGGUAGCUGGUAGUUACGAUAACGAAGCAAUUGCCAUCUUCCUUAUGGUCUUUACCUUCUACGCUUGGAUCAAGGCUGUGAAGAAUGGCUCGAUUAUGUGGGGUGCCGUGACAGCUUUGUUUUACGGCUACAUGGUGUCAGCUUGGGGUGGUUAUACCACAUGGUAUGCUCUCGGUACUCUGGCCAGUAUGCAGAUUCCAUUUGUUGGCUUUCUCCCUAUUCGCAACAGUGACCACAUGGCAGCUCUGGGUAUAUUCGGUCUACUUCAAAUCGUUGCGUUUGUGGAAUUCCUCCGUGCCCAGGUUCCUGGCAAACAAUUCCAAACCGUUCUCACCAGUCUUGUUCUCUUCGUUUUCGUGGUGUCCUUUACCGGACUCAUUCUCCUUACCGUCUCAGGAGUUAUUGCUCCAUGGAGUGGUCGAUUUUACUCGCUCUGGGACACCGGAUAUGCGAAGAUCCAUAUACCCAUUAUUGCUUCCGUUUCGGAACAUCAGCCUACCGCCUGGCCUGCUUUCUACUUCGACCUGAACAUAAUGAUCUGGCUUUUCCCACCAGGUGUAUACAUGUGCUUCUACAAGCUAAGGGAUGAGCAUGUAUUCGUCGUUAUCUAUGCCGUUCUUGCGAGCUACUUCGCCGGAGUCAUGGUCCGAUUGAUGUUGACCCUUACUCCCGUGGUUUGCGUCGCCGCUGCAUUGGCCUUGUCCCAGAUCUUGGACAUUUAUCUACGCAUAGAGUCCCCUGACCCAGCCAUCCAAAACCAGCCCUCUGCGGAUAAGCCAGCCCAGGGUGGCCUACGCAUCGCCCGUAACAAGCUUGUGGGUAUUUAUUCCAACCUUUCCAAGGUAGUCGUGUCGGCAAGUGUUUUGGUUUACCUUUUGUUCUUUGUUGCCCAUUGUACUUGGGUCACCUCCAACGCCUAUUCAUCUCCCUCCGUCGUCCUGGCUAGCAAACUUCCCGAUGGUAGCCAAUUUAUCAUCGAUGAUUACCGUGAAGCGUACUACUGGCUGCGACAGAACACCCCCAAAAACACCAAGAUCAUGGCAUGGUGGGACUACGGCUACCAGAUUGGUGGUAUGGCUGACCGACCAACCUUGGUCGACAACAACACCUGGAAUAAUACACAUAUCGCCACUGUUGGUAAAGCAAUGAGCUCUAGGGAGGAAGUCAGCUAUCCUAUCCUGAGACAACAUGAUGUGGACUACGUUCUUGUUGUAUUUGGUGGUCUAUUAGGGUAUUCCGGAGACGACAUCAACAAAUUCCUGUGGAUGGUUCGUAUUGCUGAAGGCAUUUGGCCUGAUGAGGUCAAGGAACGGGAUUUCUUCACUGCCCGCGGCGAGUAUCGCGUGGACGACCAAGCAACCCCCACGAUGCGCAACAGUUUAAUGUACAAAAUGUCUUAUUAUAACUUCGAGAGCCUGUUCCCUCCAGGGCAAGCUCAGGACCGUGUCCGCGGCGUUCGUGUCCCAUCCCAGGGACCACAACUUAGUACGAUUGAGGAGGCAUUCACAAGUGAAAACUGGAUUAUAAGAAUCUACAAGGUGAAGGAUCUCGACAACCUAGGACGAGACCAUGGUAGUGCCGUUGCAUUUGAAAAGGGGCACAAGAAGAAGAACACUCCCAGCAAAAAGCGAGGAAGACCAGUGCUGCGAACAGAGUAA